UCUUGAUUUCAUUAUUAUGCAGAAAAAAGAUAGAGAAACGGAUCUUUUCUCGGGUUACCGUAUUUUUACUCAUUUUUGAUGGCUACUCCACCUGCAAGGGCUAGAGCUGAUUAUGAUUACCUUAUAAAACUUCUCCUAAUCGGUGAUAGCGGGGUGGGUAAAAGUUGCCUUCUUUUGCGAUUUUCUGAUGGAUCUUUUACAACCAGUUUUAUUACUACUAUUGGGAUUGACUUUAAGAUAAGAAAUAUUGAGUUUGACAGCAAGCGUAUCAAACUACAAAUCUGGGAUACUGCUGGACAGGAACGGUUCAGAACUAUAACAACAGCUUACUACCGUGGAGCCAUGGGCAUUUUGUUGGUGUAUGAUGUUACCGAUGAAUCAUCCUUUAAUAAUAUCAGAAACUGGAUCAGAAACAUUGAACAGCAUGCCUCUGACAAUGUCAACAAGGUUCUCGUUGGAAAUAAGGCUGAUAUGGAUGAAAGUAAGAGGGCAGUGCCUACCCCCAAGGGUCAAGCACUUGCUGACGAGUAUGGAAUCAAAUUCUUUGAGACUAGUGCAAAAACAAAUCUAAAUGUGGAGCAGGUUUUCUUUUCCAUAGCGAGGGAUAUAAAAGAAAGGCUUUCUGAAACUGACACAAGACCCGAGCCUUCAACAGUUAGGAUUAACCCAACAGACCAGCCUGAAACCGCACCAAAAUCAGCUUGCUGUGGUUCUUAAGAGAAUUCAUAAUUUGCCCUCAAAGUGAUAGCGCGCAAGUGGUGUAUGCUGGAGAAGGCAGCAAACCCAUCUUGUUGGAUCUAAACAACUAUUGGUUACAUUAAUCGAUGAAAGAAGGCAGCAGGCAGUUUGCUUAUAUUUAGUUUCUUCUUACUUUUUGUGUUCUGUGUGUUUUCAUUUACUAUUCUUCUCAUCUGCUACUUGAUGUAGAGUGUGAAAGGUAGUAGCAUCUGUUUCCUUCACUUGUUUGAUGAAUUCAUAAUAUAUAUUGUUGUCAUCUCUUCCCUUAUACGUACAAAAAAAAGAAAGAUAUAUGUCGUUCUGUUCUA
Molecule: messenger RNA, 1046 nt
Organism: Papaver somniferum (opium poppy)
Lineage: Eukaryota; Viridiplantae; Streptophyta; Magnoliopsida; Ranunculales; Papaveraceae
Product: ras-related protein RABE1c-like
Exons: 8
Coding region: 79-717 (212 amino acids)
Biological process (GO): protein secretion; regulation of exocytosis
Cellular component (GO): plasma membrane
Molecular function (GO): GTP binding; GTPase activity
Source: RefSeq, a predicted model, not a curated record